Molecule: messenger RNA, 3003 nt
Organism: Hordeum vulgare subsp. vulgare (domesticated barley)
Lineage: Eukaryota; Viridiplantae; Streptophyta; Magnoliopsida; Poales; Poaceae
Exons: 1
Coding region: 113-2797 (894 amino acids)
Cellular component (GO): intracellular membrane-bounded organelle
Source: RefSeq, a predicted model, not a curated record
CUCUCGCCGAGUCCUCUCCUCGCCACUUCCAUCUGGUCUACACCAACAAGAGGGGAGAGGGGAAGGAAGGAAGGAAGGAAGGAGAUCUCAAUUCCCGCUCCCCGCCCCACCAAUGGCGCCGUCGCCGCCGCUCCUCCUCCUCCUCCUCUUCCUGCUCCUGAUCCGGGCGUCCGCCGCCGCGCCCCCUUCCUACUCCGCCCACUGCGCCGCCCCGCCCGCCGUGCCGGACCUCCCCGCGGGCGCCGGCCACUCCUCCCCCGCCCCGGCCCCCGCGCUCCAGCUCUCCUCCGGCUACUUCUCGGGCGGCGGGGACCGCCUCUUCGGCCCGGACGCCGCCCGCCUCCCGCGCUCCUUCGCGCUGCUCCCCACCUCCGUCCUUCGCACCGCCGACGCCUCCAUCCUCCGCGUCUCCGCCACGCUCUCCUUCUCCGGCGGCGGCCGCCGCCGCGUCUGGCCUCCCCAAGGCGGCCGCAACCGCCGCCUCUUCGACUACGACGGCCAGUCGCACCGCUUCCGCCCGCGCCUCCCGCGCUUCGUCGGCCGCCGCGGCUCCCUCGUCUUCGACCUCGACGGCUACUACUCCUCCGCCACCGGGGACCUCUGCAUGGUCGGCUCGGGCUCCGGCCGCGCCGCCGACGGGCGCCCUGUCGCCCUCCUCCCCGCCGUGCUCCGCCUCCGCUUCCCCAGCCCCGCCAACCUCACCAGCCCCUUCGUCACCGGCCAUCUCCAGAGCACCGGCCCCGGCCCUGGCCUGUCCUUCGACCCCGUCUCGCUCCUCGCCUACGCCGAGGAGGGGUACGCCUACGCCGAGAGCGCCUCUUGCCCUCGCCCGCCCGCCGACGGCCGCGACGUCCGCCAGCUGUUCGGCGGGAGGGACUUCACGUGCCCCGGCCUCAUGUCGCUGCUCAAGUCCGGGUUUAGGCUGGACUACGGCAACGGCGGCAUGUCGGCCGCCUCCUCGCUGGGGAUUCAUCAGACGUACAUGUUCGUCAACAGGGUGCACUGCUCGGCCGACGGCGCUGUGCGUGCCUAUGUGGCCUUCUCCAACACGUCAGAUUUGUCCAAGUUUUACUUGAUGGUCACCGAGAAGGCGAUUGUGGCAGAGGGUUUCUGGGAUCAGAAUGCUAACCGGCUUUGUCUGAAAGGAUGCCAUGUCGUAAACUCAGGAUCAUCCCGUGCAGAAUUGGCGGUCGGCGAGUGUGGGAUUGGGAUGACCUUCUGGUUCCCUGGAGUGUGGUCGAUCCAGGAGCGGAGCUUUUCUGCAGGGUCGGUCUGGAACACCAGCCUCAAAGGCGACGAGGGCAUUGCCGGAUAUUCAACUGCAAUCAGGGGUAACUUUGCCGGUUUGAAGUACAACUACACUAAGGUUGAUGAGGCAAUCAAGUAUUACAAGCAGUAUGGCCUGAACAAGAAGAGGAAGGGCAAGUUCCCAGAUAGCAACACGUAUCUAGACUUGGUGUUCCGGUUCCACUUGAAGAAAGGAGGUGGUUCUGGAUACGCGUCACCGAUCACAAUCGGGUCAGUGUUCUCUGAUGGGUACUCUUUUGUGCUCUCAAACCUUUCCACUCGCCCUGCAGUGCUGGAGAAGGAGAGGCUACUUAAGGUCAGCUAUAAUAUCCGCUAUGUUGGGAAUUGGUCACUAGAAACAUUUCAGCGUCAGCAUAUUUCGGCGGAAGGUGUCUAUGACACCGAGACAGGCUCCUUGUGCCUGAUCGCGUGUCGGGGGGCUAAUGUCUCCUCCUCAGACUGUAAGAUUCUGAUAACUGCUCGCUUUGCUAGUUUGGACUCGAAAGCAACACAGCAUGUUCAGGGGGAAAUUAGAAGCUUGAGGGACAAGGCUGAUCCUCUUUUCUUUGAAACACUGGAAAUUUCUUCAUAUGGGAUGUACAUAGGCCAAGUGGAAGACUCAAUAUGGAGAAUGGACUUGGAAAGCACCAUGGCCCUGAUCUCAAUGACGUUAUCGUGUGCUUUCAUUGCUGUGCAGCUGUUCCAUGUCAAGAAGGUCCCUGAAGCGCUUCCUGCCAUGUCGAUCACUAUGCUUGUCGUGCUCGCUCUGGGUUACAUGACUCCUCUCGUGCUCAACUUUGAGGCUCUUUUCAAGCACAGCAACAAACAGCCUGUUCUGUUCUCGGGUGGUGGUUGGCUUGAGGUGAAUGAGGUCAUGGUGCGGAUCAUCACAAUGGCGACGUUUCUGCUGCAGCUGCGCCUUCUUCAGUUGGCAUGGUCUGCGCGGUCUUCUGUGGAUGGAAACAAACAUGAGGCAUGGGCUGCAGAGAGGAAAGUGCUCUGGAUAUGCUUGCCGCUGUACAUCAUAGGUGGAGUAGUAACUUUGGUCGUCCACAUGAUGACCAACCACAGCAGUAGAAGGAUGCUGAGGCAAGUUGCCCGCUUAAUGCCGCCACGACAUACAUUCUGGGAGGACAUUGUCCCUUACGGGGGCUUAAUGCUCGACGGGUUCUUGCUCCCACAGGUCAUCUUGAAUGCAUUCUCAGCCUCCAAAGUCAGAGCCCUUUCCCCACUGUUUUACAUUGGAGGCACCAUGCUGCGAGCGCUGCCUCACGCGUACGAUGCGUACAGGACUCAUCACUUUGUGCGCAGCAUGAGGCCAUCUUACAUGUACGCAAGCUCUCGUGACGACCUCUUCAGCCUCGCAUGGGACAUCGUCAUACCUUGUGGUGCGAUCCUGCUGGCGACGCUCCUGUUCUUUCAGCAGUGGCUCGGGGGCGCCUUCUUCCUCUGCUCCAAGAGCAGGAAGCCGUCGAGCGAAUACGAGAUGGUUUCCACGGUCAGCUCUUAGCAAGUUCCUACAGCUUCGUCGCAAGAUGAUUAAAUGAAUGUAGAGGAGGGGUUUACAUAUAGAUUGAGGCAUAUUGUUUUUCCUGUUUCCUGAUGGAUGAAUAUCUACCUUACAUUUGCGGCCUGUUUGGGGUGAAAACUUAUACAUACAUGCAUGUAUACGGCAGAAGGAAACAAAGAUCAGGCAAGGUUCGCAGUUCCUUUUCC